Messenger RNA from Paracoccidioides brasiliensis Pb18, 930 nucleotides. Its product is annotated as NEK protein kinase. The record is from RefSeq and is a predicted model, not a curated record. Bases 1 to 930 code for a protein of 309 amino acids. The transcript has a single exon. Gene Ontology annotation, molecular function: protein kinase activity; ATP binding. Gene Ontology annotation, biological process: protein phosphorylation.
AUGUUUGCUGUCCCAGUACAACCCUACUUCCCUAUCAGCCCAUUAGAUAUCAAGUAUCAAGUGGUUCAAAGCCUAGGCAGAGAGGGGGGAGGUUUCAACGCGGGCAUCGAAGUCGUCCGGCGCAGGGUAGAUGGGCUGAUCUGCGUCCGUAAAAAUCUCGUCCUGAGGCCGCAUUCUACGCCCCACCACUGGCAGAUGGAGGCAAACAUGAUGAGCAGACUGAGCGGCCACCGAAACAUCUGCACGUUGAUCGAAGAAUACAUCUUGCUCGAGCGCGCCGAGCUAUAUAUCGAGUACUGUGGAAAGGGCACCCUGCAUGACUUCGCGACAUACAUGAAGAAUCAGAACAUUCAAGUCCCCGAGUCAUUCGUGUGGCAUAUGCUGUUUGGGAUAGUCGAGGCGCUGGGCUGGAUGCACGGUGGCUUUGUUAGCGGAUAUGAGAUGUUUCAUGCCAACGUGUUGUGCUUGCAGGGAUGGCUGCCUGUGGUGCAUAGGGAUAUUAAGCCGGAUAAUUGUUUCCUCCAGUUUUCCCCGUACGGCCCUUUGGGAUAUCCAACGGUCAAAUUAGGUGAUUUCGGUCUGGCUAUCCACGCGGGGGAUCUCAGUGGACUUACUGAGUCGAGCGCGCGGCUCUGCGCUCCCGGAUGGUACGCGCCCGAACACCCGAAUUGUAGCGAAUUCAGCGAUGUUUACCGGGCUGCAACAGUAGCUCAGUUCCUGUGCUUGCCCGACGGGAACGUGGGUAUCGCUAGGCAACUCCCAGGUAAUUAUAGUGUAGGCCUAAACAACUGCAUUAGACUAGGGAUGGAGGAAAACGUGCUCAAUCGUCCACUUGCUGCAACGUUUUACAGGAUCAUGCAUUCCCGGACCGACGUCAGUGGAGACUGGAUUACAGUUCCCCCACAGGCAUUCAAAGAUCUUGGAGUAUAG